AUGGCAGCUCUUGCCACCAUUGCCACCACCAUUGAUGACAGCCGCCACAAGAUGAUCAUAGGGGGCGAGAUCCUCGGGGCAUCAAGGCCUUGGCCCAUCUCCUCCUCCCUUUCUCUUCUCUCCAUUCUCCUCUUCCUCCUUAACGUCGCCGCCAUCAUUCCUAUUGAUGCAAAAGGGGCUUCUUCUGUGAAAUUCUCCCCUGCCGAUAACUAUCUCAUUGAUUGCGGGUCAUCCCAGAGCACCGUGCUCGAUGACGGGCGAACAUUCAAAUCUGAUUCCCAAACUGCCUCGCUCCUUAAAACUGAAGAAAAUGUCCAGAUUUCUGUCAAUUCCAUUUCUAUCAAUACCUCGUCUUCUCCCUCUGUUCCUUCUUCGUUGAUGCCUUUGUAUCGCACCGCGAGGAUCUUUACUAGUCAAUCAACAUAUACCUUUUUCAUCGCCCGCACAGGACGACAUUGGGUCCGUCUCUACUUCUAUCCUCUACCGCACCCAAAUUACAAUCUAACAACUGCCACCUUCAGUGUCACCACGGACAACACUGUUCUCCUCCAUGAAUUCUCAAUAAAUAAUAGUGCUACGAUGGUAUACAAAGAAUACCUCAUCAAUGCCUUCGUAGAUCGGUUCUCCCUUAAGUUCACCCCCAAGGGUAACUCCUAUGCCUUUGUCAAUGCCAUUGAACUAGUCUCUACCCCAGAUAAUCUUGUGGUUGACACCGCAUCCACAAUUCUCCCAAUUGGUGAUUUUAGCGGCUUGUCCAAGUAUUCGCUCGAAGUAUCGUACCGGUUGAACAUUGGAGGGCCUGUCAUCACUCCUAAGAAUGAUACAUUAUGGAGGACAUGGCAGCCUGAUACCCAAUUCAUAGCAUUCCCACAAGGAGCGAAGAGUGUGUCUAUCGAUCCUACGAUAAUCAACUAUCCAGACAUUGGAGCCACACCAUUCAUUGCCCCAAAUUGGGUUUACUCAACGGCAGAUGCAAUGGUUGAUCCCAAUGUGUCCGAGCCUAAUUUCAACCUCACUUGGAAGGUUGGGGUGAAUCCAAGCUUCUCUUAUUUGAUCAGAAUGCACUUUUGUGACAUUGUGAGCAAGAGCCUGAACAAUCUGUACUUCAAUGUAUAUGUUAAUGGGAUGAUGGGCGUGUUGGGGCUUGACCUAUCGACACUCACCGGAGGCCUCGCAGUCCCCUACUACAAAGACUUCGUACUCAACUCUUCCUCCAUCACGAACGGGUUGAUAAUGGUACAGGUUGGACCUGCAUCCAACAUUGGCUCAGGCCUCCCAAAUGCCAUUCUUAAUGGCUUGGAAGUGAUGAAGAUGAGCAACUUGGCAGAGAGCUUGGAUGACCUAUAUGCUAUUGAUGGAACAUACAAAGGAUCUAAUUUAGGAAGAAGUACAAUGAAAAUCGUAGCAGGGAUUGGCCUAUUAAUGGGGUUAACAGCAAUGGCGCUAGUUCUGUUAGUUUUCUUCAGGUGGCAGCGACGACCUCAAGACUGGGAGAAGAAAAACAGCUUCUCCUCCUGGCUCCUCCCGCUCCAUACCGGCCAGUCGACUUUUAUGUCGAGCAAGAGUGGGUCACGGCGGUCCAACCAUUUCGGCUCCCACAAGAGCAAGAGUGGCUACUCCAGCUUCUACUCGUCCACUGGCGGCAAUGGCCGCUUCUUCACCUUCAGCGAGCUCCAAGAGGCCACUCGCAACUUCGACGAGAAGGCGGUGAUCGGGGUCGGUGGGUUCGGGAAGGUAUACUUAGGAGAAAUGGAUGACGGAAGCAAGAUUGCCAUAAAAAGGGGCAACCCCAGAUCAGAACAGGGCAUGAACGAGUUCCAGACUGAGAUACAGAUGAUCUCCAAGCUCCGCCACCGCCAUUUAGUGGCUUUGAUCGGAUUUUGCGAUGAACAGUCGGAAAUGAUCCUUGUGUACGAGUACAUGGCCAACGGGCCUCUUCGUGACCACCUCUACGGUACCAACCUGCCGCUCUUGAAUUGGAAGCAGCGCCUGGAGAUUGCCAUCGGCGCUGCUCGAGGCUUGCAUUAUCUCCACACCGGCACCGCCCAAGGGAUAAUCCAUCGUGACGUGAAGACGACAAACAUUCUCUUGGACGAAAAUUUCAUAGCUAAAGUUUCUGAUUUUGGGCUUUCAAAGGCCGCGCCAACAUUGGAGCAGACUCAUGUGAGCACCGCCGUGAAGGGGAGUUUUGGAUACCUAGAUCCGGAGUACUUCCGACGGCAGCAGCUCACGGAGAAGUCGGAUGUGUACUCUUUCGGCGUCGUCCUGUUUGAGAUUCUGUGCGCGAGGCCGGCGAUAAACCCGGUGCUGCCAAGAGAGCAGGUGAAUUUGGCAGAGUGGGCAAUGCAGUGGCACAGGAAGGGUAUGCUGGAGAAGAUAAUCGAUCCUCAUCUCGUGGGGACGAUCGGCGAAGGGUCACUGAAGAAGUAUGUGGAAGCGGCCGAGAAGUGCUUGGCAGAUCACGGCGUCGAUAGACCUUCAAUGGGUGAUGUCUUAUGGAAUUUGGAGUAUGCAUUGCAGCUUCAGGAGGCCGCGACGCAGAUCGACCGGCCGGAGGAUAACAGCGCCAGGCACAUCGCCUUGGAGCAGCCCAGUGAAAGGGAGUUCGAGGGAGACCCCGCGGCGGCUCCGCCGUCAGUGGCCAUCUCUGUCAGCGAUGAUUCUAAUGUGACUGCUGGGUGUGGGUCUCCUCUGUUUUCUCAGAUUGGGAAUUUUCAAGGAAGGUAAAAGAGGGUGGAUUCAAGAAAUGGGAUUUGGGCAUUGUUCCGUUUGGAUUUGGGUUAAGAUUUUAGUUUGUGGAGGAAAGAGAUGGGGCACUACAGCUUCUGGAUUUUCUCUUGUUCAAGAUUCAUGGCCUCAACGCUCUGCUGCAUGUAAGCAUGUAGGAGAGUCACGGCGUACUCCACAGGAUGGAAAAAAGUGAGACAGGUCAACUGAACUUCCUAUUAUUUGUUUGGUUGUUCGUAGGUUGUGUUUGCGCAGAAAAAUACUUUCCUUCUCUUUUAGUUUUCACAUCAUAUUUUUAUUUUUGGUAAAUGAGGAUAUGUCUUUUCAUUUUUCUUUGCCUGCACCCUUAUUUUUCUUUUUUGCCCUCCAACGUUUGUGGUUUGAUUCUAUUUAUUAAUAAUACUUUGUUAAGCUUUCAACUUC
Molecule: messenger RNA, 3150 nt
Organism: Malania oleifera
Lineage: Eukaryota; Viridiplantae; Streptophyta; Magnoliopsida; Santalales; Ximeniaceae
Product: probable receptor-like protein kinase At5g61350
Exons: 1
Coding region: 1-2727 (908 amino acids)
Biological process (GO): protein autophosphorylation
Cellular component (GO): plasmodesma; plasma membrane
Molecular function (GO): ATP binding; transmembrane receptor protein tyrosine kinase activity
Source: RefSeq, a predicted model, not a curated record